This is a messenger RNA of Andrographis paniculata, 2406 nucleotides long. RefSeq lists its product as uncharacterized. Bases 244 to 1665 code for a protein of 473 amino acids. The record is from RefSeq and is a predicted model, not a curated record. Gene Ontology annotation, molecular function: nucleic acid binding. The transcript has 4 exons. NCBI's taxonomy places the organism in Eukaryota, Viridiplantae, Streptophyta, Magnoliopsida, Lamiales, Acanthaceae.
GAAAAAACCGAAAAACACAGCGGCAGGAAAAGCCGAGAGAGAGAGAGCAAUCGUCAAACCCUAUCUUCUCCUCCCCAAAUCCCAAAAUCAGUUUUGCUCUAUAUUAAGCGCAUCAUUUCAUAAAAUUCGACGCUGUUUUCGAGCCGUACGCUCAUGGUUCCUCCAAUUUUAGCUGUUAUUGAUGAUUCCUGGUUCUAGAAUCAAGUUCCCCUGACUCAUCGGAUAAGCUUCUCUGAAGCGUUUAUGGAGGAUUCUGCAGCGGCAUCUUUGGUUGCGGCGGAAGAUGGCCCAGAGUCGUGGGAGGUAGCUGAUGUGGAAGCUAGCGUGCGCCGCCUCUUACUGUCGUCCAAGAAGGAUUCAGAUGUUAGCUUCUUGGAUGAGACAACCAAGGGUUCCGGCUCCUGUUGCGGUUCGGAGUUGGAUUUGAAAUCGGGUUUGGGUUCGGGUACGGGGGAUGAUGUGAUUAGCAGCGUUGAUCAAUUCUUACGCGAAGCUAUACAGAAUCCUCGCGAGCGCCUCUCUGUUUUGCGAAUGGAGCAGGAAGUGGAGAGGUUCAUCCACGAUCCUACUCGGGAGCAGAUGGAGUUCCAACAGUUGCCCACUUCAUAUUUGCGAUUGGCUGCACAUCGUGUGGCACAGCAUUACUCGCUGCAAUCUAUGGUUUUGUUGGACAAUAACUUGCCUGAUGGGUCUGGCUCCCGGAUCAUUGUUCGGAAGACUUCUAAUAUACAGCUUCCUUUGAUUCGACUUGCUGACAUUCCUGUAAAUUUGCCUACAGAAGAGAGUGGUGCGGUUAAGGUUGCAAUUAAGCAGAGACCACAAAAAGGUUCACUUGUUAGUAAUAAGAACAAUAAUUUAAGUGCGCAUUCUGCAAAAUCAAAUAGUUCUAAGAGUGUGGAGGAAAGGAAGGAGGAGUACAAUAAGGCUCGAGCACGCAUAUUCAAUGCCAACAAUUCUAGUGGGAGUUCCAGUGUCAAACCUGUGAACAGUCCAAGGAAUCAGGAUAGUCACCAGCACGGUUCGUCUCAAACAACUAAGAUCGAAGAUGGAAUAUCUGCAGGUGGUGGAUCUGAAGCAACCAUAGGAAUAAGUUUCUCCGACUCUUCUACAUCUAGUAGUAGAUUACCUAAGAAUCGGAUGGAAAAUGAGCCAAUUGGUAGGCCAAAACCGAACAAUAGAGUGGCUAUCUUUCGAGAUCGUGAAGUUGAUUGUAAAGAUCCUGACUAUGACAGGAGCUAUGACAGAUACAUGCAACGGUUUGACCCUGGCUUUGGGUUUAUUGGAGGUCAGUACGCCAUUCAGCCUAUGUACGUACCUGCAGUAAACUAUAACACUGAAUUUCCACAGCUUGGAUCAAGCCACAGACCCCCAAUUUCUUCUGAGCCUCAACCUCAUUUGCUUCACCAACACUUUCCUGGGCCGUGGAUGUCUCCAUCCAGUCCUGCUGGUAUUAGUUAUGGUCCUGCAGAUGUCAUGUUGUCUCCAUUUACUUCAAGUCACGUCAAUGCCUGCUCCAAUGGUGGUCUCUACUUGCACUCUGCUCCUUACCCCUGCCAAAGAUCUGGACUGCCAUAUAUGCAUCCUCUUGAACAGAUUCACCAACCUUUUUCUCAGUCUCAUCAGCAGCAGCCUGAUAUGGGUUUCGGACUAGCCCGGCCCCGAUGAGGGGGCAUGGGCCAUGCCUGCACCCUAGUCUGAUAUAAUCGGGCUUGGUUCAACGAAGACUGCUAGGGCUGGAUAUAUGCCCGGUGACUAGGGUGCAGGCAUGAGAAUCUGGGAUGUUCUGGAUGGCAGCGCACACUCUUACAUGCAAUCCGCUCUUCCAGAGUCUCAGAUUGUAGCUCUGUGUUGCUUCGCAGAGCUUGUUCACAUUUGGCAGUGCAUAGAUUGAUUGAUGGAGCUCCCUAGAGCUCUGCAUUGCAAUUCUCAUGACAACGGCGAUCCAAAUAUUAUGUAUCGGUCAUGUUCUGUUGUUAGGCCCUUGAUGUCUGCUGUCCCUCGUUUAUGUGGUUUUCAUUCUGUUAUUUUUAGCGCAGUUCGGUUCACCUGUGUAUUUGUUGGCAGCAGCAGCAGCCGGGUACGAAAAAUAUGACUGGCGACUGAACAAGGAUGGAAGGAUGUUGGUGCUUUUGGUGGCUAAAUGCGACGAUAUUUUGGAGCUCUGGUAACAAUUUGUGGUUGUCAUUUUGUUGCUGCAUUGAUAACAAUGGACAUACCAAAAAAUUGGGGGUUUUUAUUCGAAGAAAUUUCACUUGAUUAAAUACCAGUUAGUUACAUAUAUUCAUACAUGUUCUCUUUAUGGAUGGCAUGGCAUGUUGAAGAUCUGCCGUGUUAGUUAGACAUGAAGAAUAUCAUGAUUACAACACAAUAUCAUCAAUAGUAUAAAUGUAGGGCUCCUAUUGCACA